Molecule: messenger RNA, 5502 nt
Organism: Melanotaenia boesemani (Boeseman's rainbowfish)
Lineage: Eukaryota; Metazoa; Chordata; Actinopteri; Atheriniformes; Melanotaeniidae
Gene: man1a2
Product: mannosidase, alpha, class 1A, member 2
Exons: 14
Coding region: 456-2402 (648 amino acids)
Biological process (GO): carbohydrate metabolic process; N-glycan processing
Cellular component (GO): Golgi membrane; extracellular exosome; endoplasmic reticulum
Molecular function (GO): mannosyl-oligosaccharide 1,2-alpha-mannosidase activity; calcium ion binding
Source: RefSeq, a predicted model, not a curated record
GAUGCUGGAUCGUGGAGCAGCAGCAGCUCCUCAGUCAGUCCGUCGCUGCAGUCCAUCAGAGCAGCCGGUCGUCAACAUCCUUACAAUCUUCGUGGAGCUGUACCGCUAUGUGGCUCUGAACUGACGGCGAGCGGUGCAGCCGCAGCUGGUUCACGACAGCGCUGCAAAUUUGCAUGGACAUGAGGAUAUUUGCCAGCGUGAUUUCUUCCAAAAGGCGGACCGGGAAUCCUAACUGGCUUCGAUUUUCACCGAGCAAAUGAGAAAAGAUUGGUCAUGACCUUUUUCCUGUCGACUAGUCACUCCUUCACUGAGGGACCUCGACACUGUUUUGUUUCCAGACUUACCAACACCGGGAUGAGAUAAUAAAGUCGGCCAGCCGGCGCAUGCUGCUACAACACCAUCUGUGGCACCUGUAAACCCCACCCCCAGUUUACAUUCAUAUCAACGGUCAAACUAUGACAACGCCGACUCUACUGCCACUGUCGGGCCGCAGGAUACCCACACUGUCGCCGGGCGCCUCCUCCUUCCCGCACCACAGGGCAACGCUGAGGCUGUCAGAGAAGUUCAUCCUCCUCCUUAUUCUGAGUGCCUUCAUCACUUUAUGUUUCGGGGCCUUCUUUUUCCUCCCGGACAAUUCCAAGCACAAGCGCUUUGACCUGGGCUUGGAGGACGUGCUCAUUCCUCAUAUUGACUCACCCAAAGAGGGCAAGCAUGCUGCAGGACAGGCGGUCAUACAUGGAGAAGGAGGAUUUGACGAGCACAGACACAAAGAGGAGGAGGAGAGCCUACGAGACAAGAUCCGUGCAGACCACGAGCGAGCUCUGCAGGAGGCAAAGGAGAAGCUGCUGAAGUCACGUGAGGAGCUGAAGUCUGAGAUUCAGACGGAGAAGACUAAAGUGAUGGAGGACCUGAAGAAAAAGGAGACAGGGCCUAAACCCUUACCACCCGUCCCCAUGCCGAAGGUGGUGGGCACCAGCGAUGGAGAGCCACCAGAGCCUGAUGUUAAAGAGAAGAGAGACAAGAUCAGAGAGAUGAUGAAGCAUGCGUGGGACAGCUACAGACAAUAUGGCUGGGGUCACAACGAACUGAAGCCCAUCGCUAAGAAAGGACACUCCACAAAUAUCUUUGGUAAUUCUCAGCUGGGCGCAUCCAUUGUGGAUGCUUUAGACACGCUGUACAUCAUGGGUCUGCAUGAGGAGUUCAAGGACGGCCAGGAGUGGAUCGAACAGAAUCUGGACUUCAGUGUGAAUGCCGAGGUGUCGGUGUUUGAGGUGAAUAUUCGAUUCAUUGGAGGACUGUUGGCUGCGUACUACCUGUCUGGACAGGAAGUCUUCAAACUGAAGGCGGUUCAGCUGGCUGAGAAGCUCCUUCCUGCCUUUAACACCCCCACUGGGAUCCCCUGGGCCAUGGUCAACCUGAAGAGCGGAGUCGGACGCAACUGGGGCUGGGCUUCGGCAGGCAGCAGCAUCCUGGCUGAGUUUGGGACCCUCCACAUGGAGUUUGUUCACCUCACCUACCUGACAGGAAACCCUGCCUACUACCAGAAGGUGAUGCACAUCCGGAAGCUGCUUGCCAAAAUGGACCGACCCAACGGGCUCUAUCCAAACUACCUGAACCCGCGCACGGGCCGCUGGGGCCAACAUCACACUUCAGUUGGAGGACUAGGGGACAGUUUUUAUGAGUACUUGCUGAAGGCGUGGAUCAUGUCCGACAAGACCGACACAGAAGCUCGCAAGACCUAUGAUGAUGCCAUCGAGGCCAUCGAACGCCACCUCAUACGCAAAUCCAACAGUGGCCUGACGUUCAUCGGUGAGUGGAAGAACGGCCACCUGGAGAGGAAGAUGGGUCACCUGGCCUGCUUUGCCGGCGGUAUGUUUGCGUUGGGUGCCGACGGCUCGCCGGACGACAAGGCCGGACACUAUUUGCAGCUCGGAGCCGAGAUCGCACACACCUGCCACGAGUCCUACGACAGGACAGUCUUGAAGCUCGGCCCAGAGGCCUUCAAGUUCGACAGCGGCUUGGAGGCGGUGGCCGUUCGGCAGAAUGAGAAGUACUACAUCCUGCGACCGGAGGUCAUCGAGACCUACUGGUACAUGUGGAGGUUCACCCACGAUCCCAAAUACAGGCAGUGGGGCUGGGAGGCGACACAGGCCAUUGAUAAAUACUGCCGGGUGAGUGGAGGUUUCUCUGGAGUGAAGGACGUCUACUCUUCCAACCCAACCUACGACGACGUGCAGCAAAGCUUCUUUCUGGCCGAGACGCUCAAGUAUCUGUACCUGCUGUUCUCCAGCGAUGACCUGAUGCCAUUGGAGAGCUGGGUUUUCAACACGGAGGCUCACCCUCUUCCUGUCCUCCACCUGGGCAACAUCACCCUCCCCGGCAGCGAGCCUGCUCAGCGGUAGACAGACUGGCCUUCCUCCUCCUCCUCCUCCUCCACCACCACAGCACCAGGGGGCGCCACCUUUCUGCCCACCUGCCUGCUCGCCAAAAGACAACAAAACAAAGAAAAGAAACACCCACCAACACCGGACAAAUUUUUCUUUCAGACUUUAAUCUGAAAACGGAUCUGCAGACAUGAGCCAGAGGAGAAGGAGAGCGCUGCAGAGAGGACCGCCUCCCACUCUCCGUUUCUUCUUCUACGUCCUUCUCUUUGACAUCUGUCGAUCUGUGUCACCCUGCUUCGGCGGGUGUGCUGCUCAGCCUCCGUUUGGCUUCAGCUGACUCUGAGCUCCGAACCAGAGGCUUGAUUUAGUUUCUUUAUUUUUUAGACUUUAUGUGACCAAACUUUGCUCCCAUUCAGACUUGAGCUGAAGCACUGAGCGUGCAUCCAGAAGGAUUACACGAUCAGACAGUUUGACACUGAGCUGACGGAAGCUUUUGCUUUGUUUUUUCCUCCAGGUUGACAGACACGAGGACUUUACAGGUUCUGUUGAUGAAUUGUGUCUUUUUCUGUUUUGGAAAUUAAUAGAGACUGGGUUGAAUCGAAGCCCUCCGUUUCUCCGUGACCCACUCCCAGUCCACUUCCUGUCUCUUCACCAGUUGAACCCUGACCUGGAAAUGUUACAGAUCACCUUGUGACUGCAGGUGGUGACAGCACCUCCUUUAAUCCUCCAUUUUCAGAGAAGUGGACCACUGUUAAUGAAACAGUAAUUACACAUGGACUGCAGCAGGCCUCCUCACCUCAACAUCCUUCCAGUUCCUCCUCCAGUUUAAGACCAUUUCCACCACUCUGCUGCUACUUGAUUGGAUGCUGCUUCUCCAUCUCUUUUUACAGUUUCCUGAUCAUGUUGUUGUGUUGUUUUUUUUCACAAAUCACGUCAUAUUCAGUCCACGCAUCCUGAAACGAGGCUCGUUCUCAGCCCUGCUUAUGUAAGUCUGUGUUUGUGAGGUUGAAAUAAACCUCUGCUGUAAAUCAUUUGUUUGUGCACUUUGUACGGGACGAUGAGAAGAAGAGAACACCAGAGGUGUAGCGCUGAAGAGCUGAAUAAAUGAAGAAAUUCUGCCUCCCUGCUGAGCUUUCAUCUCACAUUUUCUUUGUACAUCCACCAAACAUCAUCAGUUUCUUCCAUUAACUCAUCACAGUGUUGCAAUUCUCCAUUUUUUCAAUUGUUAUCCUAUAAAAAAAACUUUCUUGCUUCUAUUUUAGUCUCAAACUCUCCAAACCAUGAAACCCAACAAGAAUUUUGGUGUCAUUGUUCCUUAAACCGGUCAUUCAUUAUAUUAUUGCUUCAUUUUAUAAUCUCUUGAAAACGCCUGUCCUGGGACUUGCAGCUCCUGUAUUAAGCUACAAAUCUGCCCCCUUCUGUUACCUUAAAGCCCCACACAGAGCAGCUUUUUCUUAUACUUCCUGACUUCUAAAUGCUGCCCUAAAACUCCAAAUCUGUGCAGUUAAAUGCGAGUUUAUUCUGACAGGUUAAACUUUCAAUGAUACCCAAACUUGAACCUUUGAGUCUUGGAAACAUUUUUUUCAAAACAGCAGCCGGGAAAAAAAGCCGACAUCAGACAGAACAAAAAGGAACAAAAACUCGAGCAGUUUCAUCUGAAAUGAUGUGAAAGUGGGAAUAAACUCAAAGAUAACCACAAAAGUAAAACCAUAUCGGAGAGAAAGUGACCACAGGGAAGAAUCUAAAGGCCAAUAAUCUGUAAAUAAAACCGAGCAGUCUGCUGCUAUGGGAUGGCCUCUGUUUCUGUUAGUGUUAGAAAAAAAAUAAACACAUUUAAAUAUAAAUAUAGAAUAAGUUGGAUUCUGUUUCUAAUUAGAUUGAGCCAAAGUCUUUGUAUGUUUCUUUUUUCUUUAAACUUUAUUAAAGGGAAACAGGCUAACAAAGCAAAGUUUUGCUAAACAAACAUGCUUCCAGCUCCUUUAGCUAAAGUGUAAAAGCUACAUGUUUGUAUGUCACUAACAAAAUGUUAUGUUUGUUUACAGCAUCACAAAAUGUGCUCUUAGUUUAAAAAAAAAAAGUGUGCUUGGUUACAGAUGUUAGCUAACUAACUAAGAGUCCCUGGAUGAUGCAUUUUUCUUUGCUUUCCACGUCACAGAAUCCUUGUUUUGUGCCUGCUUAGAUUCACAAGUUCGUCCCCUGACUUAUUCCUGGUGAAGAUGGCGGGGUCGCGUGGCAGCACUGGAGGUCAGAUUUACAACAGACAGCUUGUUUCUGACUGCAGUCAUACGGCACAUUAACGCAGACUCGUCCCCAAGGACAAGCAGAAAAAUUAUUAAAAAAAAAUAAGAAUGAAUCUCUCAGAGCAACAUUUUGUGCUCGGCUGUAAGAAUUACAGGUUUCUUUGAAAGUUAGAACAAUCAGCAGCUGCCUUGUUUAUUUCUUUUCUCAUGCAUGUACUAGUAAACUGACGAAACCUCAUCAUUUAGUGUUAAAUCCUCAGUUAGCGAAGCAGCGCUUUUUACCAACCACUUCUGCAGCUGCUACAUUAGUGACUAAUUUAAGGCUAAACUCCAGCUUAUUACAUUUACUUUCCUUCCAGCUCCACCGAUCAGGCUGCUUCAUGAGCUCAUUAGUUUGGUUUCUACAGUUACGUGUAGUGAUCUCUACCCAGUUUUCAACUUCAAGUAACUCAUUUUGUUUUAUUUACCAUUUAUUUAACCAGCAAAAAGCUAAAGUUGACCCUUUUAUUUUCCAUUAAGAAGUCCCCUGGCCAGUAGAGACAGCAACAAAGUCACCGAUGCAGCUCCAGCCUGAACUUUCAAAGAUUUUAAAGCACUUGAUCAUUUUAUUUCCCCUACUUCUCUCUUCUUCAGUCAUCAGCAGCAAACAGUCACCGUACACAUCCCCCUCCAUCUCUAACAUCAUGCUGACAUCAUCACCAUCUAUAUAUAAUAAGGAGGAAACUUGGGCACCCACGAAGUUGCUGGGAGCGAUGUUGAUUUUGAAAACUUGAGUGUUCUGUAUUUGUAUUUUUACUGGACUCAAAAGUAAAAUUAAAGUAUCUGUAAAUAUGUUUAAAACUGAGACACAAAUUCAAUAAAGAUGUUAUGAAAAGUGA